GAUUGUCCUUCAGCUGAAGCGUCAUGCACUGCAGGUUGUGAGAUGCGAUCUAUUUAAACGAGCUUUACGAGUUUCUUCGAUAACUGACAUCAUUUGCAUUGACAUUGUUGAAUUAGUUUAAUUAUAGUAGUUUAAGAAACUGUUGACGCAUCUACAGCCCCAUCAAUAGACAGCUUUACUUGCUAUUCAUUAUUAAAUAGUACAUCAUGUAUCAUAUUUGUGAUGUCACGACACAGUUAAACUUGCGUACCUGAUGGUUAAACUUCGAACCUAUAAAUCAUCAUGAUCGAUCAAAUUUCACGUUAUAUUAAAGCGCUCCCUUUGGUUGCAAUACCCAAUACCCACAGUCUAUAUCAUUCACAUUGGUAAUUUUAUAGUUGCCAUGGUUACCAAUUUAUUGAGGUUUAACGGCAUAGGACUUCAUGUCCUUGAAUUACGAGAAUUAAUUAUCACAUAGCAUGAUUUUUCAUUGUAAAUCCAUAAAUUUAAUUUUAUUUGGCAAGAUGUUUACCUGAAUCGGUUGAUAACAACCCGUUGAUUACAGUAUAUUUUAUUGACGCUUCAUAGCGAAUAGACUGGACUCAGACAGUUUGCUACGUGAUCCUCACUUUUUACCACAUCACCAUUGUUUUAGAAAUAACUUUAACUACUUCAAGUUAAAUGUACGUGCUUCAAAUUUAACGUCAACAAUCGUGAUGUUGAAGUGAACUGUGAAUGUUUGUCCUCUAGAGACUUGCCACCUUGCCGAGAUGAUUGGAAAUGACGAAAGUUUUUAAGCGGCAUUUUUAGUUCUACACGUUACGGUCAACAUGGAUUUCAUAUGAGCUGUAGUUCUUUAUAGUAUUAAUUUUCCAGCGAGUUUCAAUGUUGUGUCCUUGAUGAUGCGUUCAAUCUCGAGAGAGCGAUCAGCCGUACGAAGUUCACGUAACUUCGAGGGCUUCCAGCAAAAUCAAGUUCCGCACAGUUUCAAUCAAAGGUUACAGAGCUUAAAAGGGUUUGAACACCUUCUGCACCGAUUUGAACCAAGAAAGCCCGCCCUUCCUCCAGUAAUCAAGCCCGUUGAGAGACAGAAAUACUCCUGCGAUGAGCUCCAACAGUUCAUCAGGUUCUUCCCAUCUCAUUUUACUCUCGGACUUCCAGGAUCUUCUCUGAGAUUCAGGCACAUCUUAGACGAGGUCAUCCUGGCUCUUCACUCCAUUCCACCAAAGUACAGGAUACCCCAAUACAAUCUGCUAGGGUUUCUCUUCGCGUGUCAAGGGAAUUACAGUUAUGCUUUCAGAUAUUUCCACGAGGUGUCAGCCCUCCAGGAGAACAACAUUAUCAGCAUAGCAAACCAGGCACACUGUUACCUCCGCCAGAACCUUCCAGAAAAAGCACACGAAUGUCUCCAGAAACUUAUAAAUCUGACCUCCUCGGCGGACUUUCUACAGAUCACCAAGGAGAGUAUUUACAUGAGUGAAGCUAAGACUAACCUCGGGUACGCUUAUCAUGUAUUUGGACUGAAUAAUGCUGCUAAAAGGAUGUACGAAUCAGCUCUCAAGUACAACAAUACUAAUCUAAAUGCUAACUUUGGGUUAGCAGCGACCCUCCUUGCUAUUUCGUACCAUGAAAAUCGUUCCAGAAAGGACUUCUACCUAAAGGUUGCAGCAAAUCUCAUCAACAUUGUCCUUCUGAGCGAGCCCGGCUUUCUACCAGCAACUAUCAUGUUGCUGACAAUCAAAGCUGAGAACAAAGCUUACACUGAUGAACUCUUAGACUCCCAAAUAAGUUCAUUCCUCAAAGAACACGAGUCCUCAUUAAACGCUAAAACAUACCGGGAUCUUGCUAAAAUCAAAAUAGCAAGAAAUGACUAUGAGAAUGAUCUGGGUGCAAUAAGCCUUCUUGAGCAGUCACUGGAGAUGUCCCCCACAUCGGAGGCGUAUCAUCUCCUAGGGAAGGCUCAAUACCUGAAGUGGUACAAAGACUCCAAGAAGAGGAAGACCUUUGUGAAGAGAUCCCUGACUCUGGCUAUCAAAUCAGCAGGUAUGGAUCUGACCAAGUUGCCCGACCUCACAGAAGACAUGGAAACAGACAAGAUUAAAGAUUUACCAUCUGCCGUCAGUUUAGCUACUGUAGGACCCGGGGUUCUGAAAACUAACAAUAUGGGAGAAACGGAGAUGUUGGAGUUUGUUCGGAGCCACUUUGAAAACGCUGCUAAAAAGUGCUACAAUUCUAACCUGGAGACGUUGUUAGAACUGGGCAUAGUGUGCGGUAAGCUGGAGGACUUCUCAAAGGCCAAGGAGCUGCUCAAAAGAGCCAUUACCUCUGAAGACACGUCUAUCCAAGAGAGAGGUUACCGAUACUUGGCAAUAUUUGAUAAAAAAACAGACGUGCGGGUUACAGAGACCUACUUCAGUGAGUGCAUAUCUCGGCAGCACUUUGUGAAGUUGACAGACAACGAGAAGGAAGAGUUCUGGCAGAAAGUCUACUCUCAUGCAGAAGGAGUCCUUGUUGAGAAGGGACACCAAAAAGCCUUCCCCUGGAUAAGAGACAUGGUCGAGGCUGACUACCACAAAGCUGAUAUCCUGGUUGAAUUGUACAACAAGCAGUCUCCGCAGUCUAUGAUAGGAUUGAAUGGGGAACUCCCUGAAGGUGGUGGUAAGAAGCUCAGCUCAGUACAGGCAAGAAAACAAUCAAAAUCGAGGAUGAGGUGAUUCGUAUAAAUAAAAUACUAUCUGAUGAAGUUGAACAUGAUAAAACAAACUGAUAGAACAAACAAAUUAUCUGAAAUAUGGAAUGAGCAAUAAUGGACGUGAAUCAGUGGAAGCCACCCCCAUUCAAAUUGCGUUUACCUGCGAAACUGUGCUGUUCAAUUACAUUAUAAUUAACUUGUAAUUACCACAGUGUUUAAGAUUAAUAUGUCAUGUGGGUUGGGUGAUGCUGUACUUGAGGGUACACCAAAAGAGAGAUAAGACGUCAUUAAUAUUCAUAUUAAAUCUUUAGAUCUACAUUAAUCACGAGACUAUACGCCUGUAUAUGAUGAUACGAUGUAUUAUAUCAAAGAAAUUACAGCACUAUAUUCUGAGGAAUGUCAACGAUUUGCAAUGUUAGUUUUUAUUA
Messenger RNA from Bolinopsis microptera, 3099 nucleotides. RefSeq lists its product as uncharacterized. Gene Ontology annotation, cellular component: cytosol. The transcript is spliced from 4 exons. Gene Ontology annotation, molecular function: protein binding. The record is from RefSeq and is a predicted model, not a curated record. Gene Ontology annotation, biological process: defense response to virus. The coding region runs from base 879 to 2693 and encodes 604 amino acids. Lineage: Eukaryota; Metazoa; Ctenophora; Tentaculata; Lobata; Bolinopsidae.